This is a messenger RNA of Oncorhynchus gorbuscha (pink salmon), 2308 nucleotides long. It is a transcript of the gene wrnip1, whose product is annotated as WRN helicase interacting protein 1. NCBI's taxonomy places the organism in Eukaryota, Metazoa, Chordata, Actinopteri, Salmoniformes, Salmonidae. Gene Ontology annotation, molecular function: single-stranded DNA helicase activity; ATP hydrolysis activity; enzyme activator activity. Bases 44 to 1876 code for a protein of 610 amino acids. Gene Ontology annotation, biological process: DNA-templated DNA replication; DNA repair; regulation of DNA repair. The record is from RefSeq and is a predicted model, not a curated record. Gene Ontology annotation, cellular component: nucleus. The transcript has 7 exons.
GUUAUGGUCACGUGGUGAGGUCAAGUUUAGCGGGAAAGAAAACAUGGCGAGCGAAGAAGCAGGUAGCGUUGCGGAGCCAGUACAAUGUCCCGUUUGUUUUAAGGAUUUCGCGGCGUCAGAAAUCAAUGCCCAUCUGGACAGAUGUUUGUUAAACAAUGACAGUUGUCCGACAUCAACCAGUAAAGACAUGAACGGACCACCUCUCAAGAAACCUCGCAUUUCUAGCAAAGCGUCUAGUCCAACAGUCAACACGACAGACUCGUCGGAGGCGAGGAAAAGUACCGCGCCGCCCUCUCCGAUUUUCAGGAUGUUUCAGACCAACAUAAAUAAGGGUCCAGUUCAAAGUGAACGAAAUACAUUUUUAUCGAAUAAACCGAUUGCCAGCACUGCUGUCAGCAAAGGAACGAAACGUCAUUCACCGGACGAGAUGGGGGCAGGUAAAGCGACGGGACAGUUUUGCAUCGACCCCCCUGCAUCGAACACACUAAUAAAGACCCCGUGUGAUACUACACCUGUGCGCGCACUGCUGAAUAUCGAUAAGCCGCUGGCGGAGAAACUGCGACCAACCACGCUCGAGGAAUAUUUCGGACAAAACAAAGUAGUAGGAGAACACACCCUUCUCAGGUCGCUGUUGGAUUCUCAGGAGAUACCGUCAUUGAUCCUAUGGGGACCACCUGGAUGUGGGAAGACCACCCUGGCCCACAUCAUAGCCAGCGGCAAUAAGAAGAGGGGCACGGCCCGCUUCGUUUCUCUCUCUGCCACCAGCACAUCCACCAAUGAGGUGCGAGAGGUCAUUAAGCAGGCCCAGAAUGAGUUAAAACUGAUGAAGAGGAAGACCAUCCUCUUUAUAGAUGAGAUCCAUCGCUUCAACAAGUCACAACAGGAUACCUUCCUCCCUCAUGUGGAGUGUGGGACAGUGACUCUGAUCGGGGCAACCACGGAGAACCCUUCGUUCCAGGUGAACGCGGCUCUGCUUAGCAGGUGCAGGGUCCUGGUUCUGGACAAGCUGUCUGUGGAGGCAAUGGGGUUGAUCCUGCUCAGGGCCGUCGCUACGCUGGGGAUCAGUGUACUGGGAGAAGAUCUCAGCGACCGCAUAGAUCAAGACGAGUUAGACCCAACCGAGCUCAGAUCAGAACCAAAGGUCUAUAUUGAGCAGAAGGCUCUGGACACCAUAGCCCACCUGUGUGACGGCGACGCCCGGGCGGGGCUCAACGGACUCCAGCUGGCUGUCCAGGCCCGGGUGGGUGCAGCCCGUCCUGGCCAAUCAGGAUCUGGCAGUACCCCACAUGACAUUGUGGUGCAGGAGGAGCAUGUGAAGGAGGGCCUUCAGAGGUCCCAUAUCCUCUAUGACAAAGCAGGUGAGGAGCACUAUAACUGCAUCUCAGCGCUGCACAAAUCAAUGAGGGGCUCCCACGAGAAUGCUUCCCUCUACUGGCUGGGCCGCAUGCUGGAGGGAGGAGAGGACCCCUUGUACGUGGCUCGCAGACUAGUCCGCUUCUCUAGUGAAGACGUGGGUAUGGCAGAUCCCUCUGCCCUUCCUCAGGCUGUAUCUGCCUUCCAGGCCUGCCACCUCAUCGGGAUGCCAGAGUGUGAGGUGAUCUUGGCUCAGUGUGUGGUGUACCUGGCCAGGGCUCCUAAGUCGGUAGAAAUCUACAAGGCGUACGGUAACGUGAAGGCCAGUCUGAGGAACCAUAAGGGCCCCCUACCCUCUGUUCCCCUGCACCUUCGCAACGCCCCCACCAAGCUCAUGAAGGACCUGGGCUACGCUGAGGGCUACAAGUACAACCCUGCCUUCAGUGCCCCUGUGGAGCAGGACUACCUGCCUGAGGAGCUCCGGGGAAUGGACUUCUUCACCUGGAACCCCUCUGACCUAUAACCUUUGAGGUUGACCCAUGACCUCUGGCACCUGAGGUGAAGGUUACUGUGAGGGUUAUAAUGCUAAAGAUCCAUUUUUGUGCUAUGAGGACCUCUGAAAAAGCUGCUGGAUCUAACACGAAUAGAACACUUAAGUAGAAGACCAAUUUUGAGUUCAAUGAUAUCACUUUGUUAAAUAAAUGUCAUCUUGUAUUGUAGAUUGUUAGCAUUAUGUUGAUAUAUUUUGUUCAAUAGACUUAUAAAUAAACAGAGGGACAGUAAUUAGCACCUUUUCUAUUAUAAUACAUUUUAUCAUCUAGGACGUACUGAGUGUACAUAGCAUUAGGAACACCUUCCUAAUAUUGAGUUGCACCCCCUUUUGCCCUCAGAACAGCCUCAAUUCAUAAGGGCAUGGACUCUACAAGGUGUUGAAAGCAUUCCACAGGGAUGCUGG